GGCCGCCCCGCGGCGGAGCAGCGCGGGCAGCGGCCGGGGGUGUCGGUGGCGGCGGCAUGUCCUGAGCGGAGCGGCGGCGCGCAGCCCCCGCCACCACGGAGGGGUCGGUGGAGCAGCGGGCCAAGGGCCGGGCCCCCAUGAAGGAGAAGGAGGCCGGGGCGGAGCGGGGCAAACCCGCCACUUACACUGGGGACAAGAAGGCUCGCAUGGCGGCCAAGACCAACAAGAAGUGGGUGCGCCUGGCCACCGUGCUGGCCUACGUGCUGUCCGUCUCGCUGGCCGCCAUCGUCCUCGCCGUCUACUACAGCCUCAUCUGGCAGCCGGUGCGCGGAGGCGGCGGCUCCUCGGCUUCUCCUCCGUCUCUUCCCGGCCCCGCCGCCAACUCCUCCUCGCAGCCCCGCAUCGCUCCGCCGCCGCGCUCCGUCGCUCCGCCGCCCCCCGGCCCCACGACGCCGCCGCCUCCCAGGGGGAGCCCGGCCGGGACCGGCGGCACGGAGCUGCCAGCGCCGCGCGGGGCUCGGGAGGGCCGCAGUGCGCCGUGAGGAUGGAGGGAUGGAGGGAUGGAUGGAUGGAGGCCCGGGGGGGCAGCGCAGGACACUGAGCGGAGGGACGGCGUGCUGUUGACUCUCGUUGCUGUGGGCUUCCGUGGCUUCGUUCUUCUCCGUUCUUCGCCCCCCCCCCCCCGAGCAGCGCCGGACUGUGGCCAACCGAGGAGCUCGGUGUGCGGGACCGCCUGGGAGCGAUGCCGACCCGUAGGCUGUUAACACGUCGUUUUAAGUCCCGAGUUUUGUUUAGCCAUGAGCGUAAACUUAUUUAAACCGUGUGAGAGGUAAAUCGACUUGUUUGCUAUAUUAAAAUAUUUUCCCAGUAUGAAA
Messenger RNA from Coturnix japonica (Japanese quail), 875 nucleotides. RefSeq names its product InaF motif containing 2 (gene INAFM2). The record is from RefSeq and is a predicted model, not a curated record. Lineage: Eukaryota; Metazoa; Chordata; Aves; Galliformes; Phasianidae.